Messenger RNA from Penicillium olsonii, 1359 nucleotides. The record is from the annotation of a GenBank genome assembly. NCBI's taxonomy places the organism in Eukaryota, Fungi, Ascomycota, Eurotiomycetes, Eurotiales, Aspergillaceae.
AUGGGCUACUUUCGCCAUCGUCAUUCUUGCGCCGGAAAUUGCUCUGGGCGUUGUCGUGUGGACACCCGACGGAAUCGAGAUGAGACUGACCCAGCACAGGCUAAGCUACCCGUAAAUCUACAAUCUGUAUCCCCACCUCCCCUUAACUUCAGUGCCACCGACCGCCCAGAAAGCUAUAUUCGCCGCCGACCAUCCUCAUCCCAACAACAAACUCCCCAUCACCGAAGCGAAUCUCGCUACCGAAAUCCUCGACAGGAACUCCCGCGCUGCUCCCCUGAGCCUCCGAGGCACGUCUUGUCUUCUAGUGACCGCCACACAGACCUCCCAAGUUCGCGGGACUCUCGGCACCCUCGACGCCAGGAAUUCCCAGAUAGCAACGUUCCAGACCCCCGGAGCCUUCCCGACUCCCACCGAGACCCACGAGAUUCUCGAAGCUCUGGUCCCCGCCACUCGGGCACAUCCUCGAAUUAUAACGUCUUCCCCGGGGUUUCCGGGAACAGCGUACCACUGCGCGCAUCCCCCCGAGAGAAACAACACUCCCAUUCUUCCCUCGUACCUUUUUACCAAUCUACCCGCCAGUCAAACCGCCAUUUUGCACCCGGUCUCGGUGAGUAUUUGUCCACUUAUCCUGCUCAUUAUGUGCAUGGGGAGAUCCAGAUGGUCGGAGCUCAGUGGCAAAGAUGGAUCGAGGACCCCAACGCCCCUGGCUGCAGAGUUACACUCCGACGAUUUCCCUUUGACUUGCUGGAUUUAGUCAACAGGACAGACGCUAGAUCUCGAUGGAAAGCCAUAAGAAACUCCUUCUGUGAUCCCCCUGAUAUGCUUACGCCAGAAUUAAACAGUUUAGGCUUACCAACGAGAGAUAACCAAUAUCGGACACUUUUGCUUCAUGGACCCCCAACCCAACUAGGCGAGGAACGCAAUCUAUACACACACUGUACGUCGCAGGGUGUGAUUAUCGUUCAAGACACCACAAGAAAUAACGGGCCCCAUUGGAACGAAAUCGCUGCUGGGCAGUACGAGAUGGACUAUCGCAUCGAAUCACUCCGCCAUAUCUACUUCACUGACGUGAUGAACCGAAAUGUUCUCGAGUUUGUUUUAGAGCGACUUUAUCACCCUAUCCUCCGAGUGCCGUGGACCGAAUGGAACCCUAUUGGGGAUAUGCCACGGAAUUGGGAGUACGGUACUCCUGAAUACCAAGGCAUGAUGGGGACCACCUUCGGAAAAGCCGUGGCUGCUCUUCUAAUUUCGGUCUUCCCUAGAGGUUCCUUUAGAGUUGCCCGAGUCGCCACUUGGAAGGACUACAAUCUUCAUGUGCGAUUUGAUACUGAGAGUACUGAGAAUGAGGAAAGCUCAUAA